Molecule: messenger RNA, 9399 nt
Organism: Tympanuchus pallidicinctus (lesser prairie-chicken)
Lineage: Eukaryota; Metazoa; Chordata; Aves; Galliformes; Phasianidae
Gene: RASGRP1
Product: RAS guanyl releasing protein 1
Exons: 16
Coding region: 3908-6193 (761 amino acids)
Biological process (GO): positive regulation of GTPase activity; Ras protein signal transduction
Cellular component (GO): plasma membrane
Molecular function (GO): guanyl-nucleotide exchange factor activity; calcium ion binding
Source: RefSeq, a predicted model, not a curated record
UGAAACACACCCAUGCUACUUUGUUUAGUAGUCGCUCCGGUUUUUGCUCAGCAGAGUAUGUGGUUAGAAACACGUAUACAAACGGAAAUCAAAAUGAGUCUCAGACUUAAACAAAAAAAAAACAAAAAAAACAAACCUUGUGGAGGUUCAAGAGAAUGCUGUAGAGGCAUUCAGAGAGACUCUCCCAAGUGAGUCAGGAAAACCCCAUAAUCACCUUCCCUAUUUGCACAAAGAUAGUUUACCGUAGCUUUUGUAACUUCCUUACACACAGUUAUGUUUGGCAGGUCAGCUCUCUGAAAAGAAACUGCCUGCUGGUCAGUGGCAGUUCUGAAACUGAGCUGGAAUCUCUUCACACUGAAGGUCAAUUUUUAGCUUUUAUUGAAUUAGGAAUUUAUGCAAUACAAAUACAAGAAUCAGACCUGAUGUUUUUCUCUUUACUAACAUUAUUCAUUAAUAGUGUACUCACGUAAAAAGCAUUUCUUUUAUAGAUUUGGCAGGAAGGUUACAUUAAAUAUUUGAUAAUGGUUAUUUGUAAAAUUAUCUGCUGCUACAAUCCCAUACAGGUCUGCUACUUUGUGCUGAGCUGUACUGGGAACUGAUAAGACUUUCGUCUGCAGUGCAUGUUUUGUACUUGUGAUGUACUAAAAAACAAAGCUUUUCAUAGUUCAGAUUAAGCCUUUUAGUCAUGGGCGCAUGGUAGGAAUGGAUAGCUUGAAGUUUAGUACUGUUUCAUUGUGUGCAAAAUAAUUACUCUUUAACUACAUCCACCUCCGAUGUGAGGUAGCUGGAUCUGGAUGUUUUAAAGCAUAAGUUCACUUCUGUUGGGUGAGAAAAUAAGCGUGUUGACCUAACCACUAAUAUUAGGUAGCAUGUGCUGUUUUUUCCCCACACCUUUACAGUGCAGAAAAAAAGUAUUUAAAACAUCAUUAAAAAAGAUCCAAGUUCAAUUGGAAGCAUGAUGCCAUGUAAUACUUAUGGUAGAAGCCUGGAAUAUGCACAGAUAGAAACUGUUGAGAUAGACAGACUGUCUUUGUCAGCUGAAGGUGAUCCAUAUUAAACACUUCUGAAAAGCAGAUGAUUUAACAAUAGCUAUACACAAUUAUAUACAUGCAGAUAACUAUUUUGGCUUUCAAGUUAAGUAUAUACAGAACUGCUUUUCUGGUUAAAAAAAUCUGUUGGAUGAAGGGCCCCAUCAGAAGAGGGAUGGCCAGUAGGGGCAGGGAGGUGACUGUUCCUCUCUACUCUGCCCUCAUGAGGCCCUAACUGAACCAUUGCAUCCUGGUGUGAGGCCACCAAUACAGGGAGGACAUGAAUCUGUUGGGGAGGGUCCAGAGGGCCACAAAGAUGACUAGAGAGCUGGAGCACCUCCUCUAUGAAGGCAGGCUGAGGGAACUGAGCUUGUUCAGCCUGGAGAAGAGAAAGCUGCUAGAAGACCUUUUUGCAGCCUUCCAGUACUUAAAAUGGGUUUAUAAACAGGAGGGGAAUAAGCUUUUUGCUUGGGUAGCAAGUAUUGUAGUAGCAAUAGAACAAGGGGGAAUAGUUUUAAGCUCAAGAAGGGAAGGUUUAGAUUAGAUGUCAGGGUGAACUUCUUCAUAGAAAGACUGGUGAGGUAUGGGAACAAGCUGCCCAGAGAAGCUGUGGAUGCUCCAUCCCUAGAGGUGUUCAAGACCAGGUUGGACGGAGCCCUGUAUAGCCUUGGCUAGUACCAAAUCUGGAAGUCAGAGUUGGUGGAUCUGCCUGUAGCAGGGGGGUUGGACCUCAGAGUUCCUUCCAACCUGAGCCAUUCUAUUUUGUAAAAUUUGGUAUGGACCUCUGUGUGCUAUAUUUAAAAGCAUUUUAGUCUUCUUAAAAACACUUGGAAUAAUAAGACAAAUUCUAGAGAAUUUAAUAAACAUUAUGAUUCCUGAUGUCCCAGGCUUUAUUUGCAAAUUCCAUAUUUCUCCAGCAAAACUUACGCAGCAGCUGUUUUAACGCCUAAGCUAUUUACAUUCCAUUAAGAACAGAAAUAUUCUGUAAGUAAUAAAUUAAAUUAUGCGAGAACAUGAGUAUAAACUUUGGUUUCUGCUUUAAAACUAGGAACUUACAAUAAAAAUCAAAAGACAGAUGAAGAAAUUUUUUUGAAGCAUGACCUGGAUUUUUAUUUCAUAUUGAUCUAUUACUUGAACUUCUGUAUUACCAAUGCCUUUUUUUUUUUUUUUUUUUUUUUUGCUGGUCAGUAGUCUUUCCCAAUCUGUCUUCAUCCGACUGCAUUUUCUUAUGUCAUUGCUCAAGAGCCCUGACCCAACUGUUUUCCAGUAUAAGCAGCAGCCUGCUUCUCUCAUCUCUACAAAGAACUGUGGAUAGUUAAUAGGGAAUAUAUUAAUUGUAUUUAAAGCAAAGGACUAGUUCCCCAUCUGUGACUUUGUGGGAAACUAGAUUUAUACUUAAAAAUAAUGAUUGAUACCAACUAUUUACCUAUUCCUUGAAAGGAAAAUAGUCUAUAGUGUAGCUCUUCCAUGUUACCACCAAAAGGCCCUAGACUUUUAAGGACGUGCCUGUAGUUGGUAACAGAGAAUUUGUAUGCUUUCAUAUCAGCUUAGUUGAACCAUGUGCUAAGCUAAGCGCUCUGUAUUUCUCGAGUAGUGAAUGCAUUAUCAUGACUUUGAAACUCAGUUAAGAUCUGAAAACAAAUCUGGAAGGAUUGGUAAAGAGCACACAUCUCUAAAAGUAUCUGCAGCUGCUCCAGUUAGAGUAAACCUGUCACUCUACUGAAAGUAUAGAAUAACACUACAGAGAUUGGUCUCCUGGAAUUUUAUGAUCUUUCUUUCUGUAGGUACAGGAUGGUUUGGAUGUUAUGUUUUGAAUGCUCUGCUUUAAAUUCUACAUUGACUGUGACUGUUCACAGGAGGUUUUUUGCUAGCUCCAAAUGGGAGUCAAGUAGUGCAACUUAUUCUCCUAACUCUUCAUUGCUGCCUCUGUCAGUAUAUUAGACUGAGGCUAUAAGCAGAAUUGCCUCUUAUGAUGUAGCUGUAAUUACAGAAAGUGGUCUCUCACAUUCAUUGUCAAAGAUGACUUGAUAUAUAAAGUUUCUGUUCUGGUAUAAUAACACUGAAUGGGUUGAUGCCAGAAUCUACUGAUCAGGAAUUUUCUACUUGCCUUUCCUGAGGGUCUGUCUGUCCAUCAUAUUGAUUUUCCUGCAAACUAUACAUACCAUUUCCAGAAUAUCUACAUCAGUGCAUGAUAGAUAUCCAGCACAUCCUCUGCUGCUAAGGGCUCAAAAUGAGAGCUUAAACAGUAACUUCCUUGUAAACUACAGGCUUAGGUCAUUCUGAAUCACCUUCCUACCGAAUUACAUAUACUCUGCAUGAAAUAAUUAAAUUAGUCUGUUUGAUGAUGGAAAGAUCAGGAUCUCUAGAGGAUUAAAUAUGUAGAAGGGAGACAUCCAGAUUGGUGCAGGUGUAGGUAGCAGUGUAAACCUAGCAUUUAGUUGAUGGCUUUCACUUUCUGGCCAAUCAGCCUGGACUCAGGAACAGUAUAUUUUGUGUUACCUGCUAUAAGCAUGAGUGAGAGGUUAUUGCACUGAUAAAGGGAAGAGAAAGCUUUCAGGGGUGUAUAGAAUUCAUGCAUAGAACCAUGACAAGGGGAGAGUAAGAACUAUUGUUGAGUGAGUAGUAGGAAAUAAACCAGGAGGAAGCUGGGCUUUAUUAGUUCUAUUACAGAUCUAAUGUAUUGUUUGGCAGGAAAGGCCUUGGCUUUGAGGUCCUCUUCAUGUGUGUUACCCACCUGUAUAAGGACAUGGAAAUUGUUUCUCAGUGGCUAACAUGAAUUAUAUUGUUUUAUGAAUGGGAUGAGUUUAAUAUUCCUUUUUACUACAUUGUGUAGUCUAAAAAAUGGCUUUUUCCCCCUCUUGUAGUAGAUACCACUUCAUAUGCUGCAGAUCUGUUGUUUUCACCUACCUCUUCCUUUUUGUGUUAUCAUGCAUUGCUUCUGCAUGCUGUUCUUGUUUCAGGUGGUAACUACAUUUGUCUUAGUAGAGGAAAUGAUGCAAAAAGAUUUAGAAGGAAAUUCUUAUCCGAAUAACCAGCUGCUAAAGAUGAUUCUGACCAUGCAUCAGUUUAUCAUCUCUUCUGCAGAUAUGCUCCAGAAACUCAGUGAUCUUUAUCUUAGCGCUUUAGAGAAGAAGUCAUCCGUGCUGUGUGUAAAGAUAUGCUAUUUUGUAAGGUAUUGGAUUACAGAGUUUUGGAUUAUGUUCAAAAUGGACUCUAAACUAUCAACAACCAUGGAGGCAUUUCAAGAACUGGUUAAAGCUAAUGGUGAGGAGUUGCACUGUCGUCUAAUCGACACAACUCAAAUAAAUUCCAGGGACUGGUCUAGAAAGCUGACACAACGUGUAAAGGCUAACAGCAGUAAGAAACGGAAAGUUUCACUCCUUUUUGAUCACCUUGAGCCAGAAGAGCUGUCAGACCAUCUUACCUAUCUUGAAUUUAAGUCCUUCAGAAGAAUAUCAUUCUCGGAUUAUCAGAGCUACAUUGUGAAUAGCUGUGUGAAAGAGAAUCCAACAAUGGAAAGGUCAAUUGCUCUUUGCAAUGGUAUCUCUCAGUGGGUGCAGCUAAUGGUUCUCAGUAGACCAACACCACAGCUUCGAGCUGAAGUAUUUAUCAAAUUCAUUCACGUUGCACAGAAGCUUCACCAGUUGCAGAAUUUCAAUACAUUAAUGGCAGUGAUAGGAGGUCUCUGUCACAGUUCCAUUUCCAGACUCAAGGAAACAAGCUCAUGUGUUCCUCAUGAUGUAAUUAAGGUGUUUAAUGAAAUGACAGAACUGCUUUCAUCUUGCAGAAACUAUGACUGUUAUCGACGUGCUUAUAAUGAGUGCACUAACUUUAAGAUCCCAAUCCUUGGGGUCCACCUGAAAGACUUGAUAUCACUUCAUGAGGCUAUGCCAGACUACUUAGAGGACAAAAAAAUUAACAUAUGCAAACUGUACUCUCUCUAUAACCACAUAAAUGAGCUAAUACAGCUCCAGGAAAUGCCACUUCCCCUGGAGGCUAAUAUGGACCUUGUUCAUUUGCUUACGCUGUCCCUUGAUCUGUACUACACAGAAGAUGAAAUUUAUGAACUUUCAUAUGCACGAGAGCCAAGAAGUCACCGAGCUGCUCCUUUGACACCUUCCAGACCACCAGUAGUGGCAGACUGGGCCUCAGGAGUAGCCCCAAAACCUGAUCCGAAAACAGUCAGCAAACAUGUUCAGAGGAUGGUGGAUUCUGUCUUCAAAAAUUACGACCACGAUCAGGAUGGUUACAUUUCUCAAGAGGAAUUUGAAAAGAUAGCAGCCAGUUUUCCAUUCUCAUUUUGUGUAAUGGCUAAGGACUCGGAAGGUCUGAUUAGCAGGGAUGAAAUAACCGCUUACUUUAUGAGGGCUAGCUCAAUCUAUUCCAAAUUAGGACUUGGCUUUUCUCACAACUUUCAGGAGACCACUUACUUAAGACCUACUUUCUGUGACAACUGUGCUGGAUUUCUAUGGGGAGUAAUUAAACAAGGAUUCAGAUGCAAAGACUGUGGAAUGAAUUGCCACAAGCAAUGCAAAGACCUGAUUGUGAUAGAGUGCAAGAGAAGACACAAAACUUCUGUUGCAGACAGCAGCCCAACAUCUGCUCUUGCUUCAAGCCUCUGCACAGUAGCAGUUAAAGAGCAAUUCCAUGGACAAGAAGAAGGACCAUUCACAUUUCCAAAUGGAGUAGUAGAACACAAUGAAGACAGCAAGGACCGAACUAUUAUGCUCAUGGGCUCCUCAGCUCAGAAAAUCUCAGUAAGAUUGAAACCAGCCGUAGUUCAUAAAGGUAUACAGACAGACUCCACACUGCUGGCUGUUGAUGUAUCACAUAGGUCAAUGGAGAAGAAAGAGAAAAGGAUACUAGAAAAUCCUUAUCUCCAGCCCAUCCCACCAUCCCCACGUCCAAGCCCAUUACUAAGCCGUAAAAAAGCAUAUGUUAAAUGGGAAAACAAGGAAUCCAGUCAGAAAACGAAGGAGGAGCAUCACGAGCACCACAGCUAUAAACCCUCAUACCAGGAACUUGAGCGGGAAAGAAAUAUUCUAAAGGCAGACAAUGAAGGUUUAAAGAUGCAACUGGAGCAGGCACAUAAAACAAUUGAAUCUCUUACGAUUCAGAGAAAAAAUCAUGUUAUUGACAAUCUACAACACAAAGACUGCUCCUAGCAGAUGAGGGGAAGCUUCUUCUGGAAGAAUGUAAGACUGAAGGGAACAAUUGUGAAAAAGCUGCUUUACCAAGUGAACUGGAAAGACACUCCAAAAGAUUUUAAAACAUAAAUACUCUCUUUAUUCUAUACAUUUCCCUACUGAAAACACACUCCCAAGUCUAUAAAUGAAUUCCUUCAAUUUAAGGUAUGUUAGCAUCAUCUGCAUAAUGAACACAGUAUCUUCUGGGAUUGUUUUUGAAAGGAGUGGCACUGCUCCUGAAACUUUUGUACGUGAGGACCAUGUGGAUUCUACAGUGACUUGGCUGCACAUCUCACGCUACAAGUGCUCUAAGUAGCUACUCAUAAGACUGUCACUUCAAAUUUGGCCCAAAUUCAGGUUUGUAGAAACAAACACUCAAUAGAGAUAAGCAUUUAAGUAAAUCUGUAUUCCAUUAAGAGGGAGAGUUCUUUCUCAUUGUGGCUGAAACCAAUUAAAAACAUUACGUAGACAGUCAUCUUUAUUUCUAGAGUUUAGCAUAUUGAAUAUUAAUACAAGUAGUUAAACUGAUCUUUAGACUUUGUUAUGGCAUACUGACAAAAGUUUUAAAACUUCAUUAAGGUAAAACAUGAGACUAGAGAGACUAGAGAGAGUGAAUUCAGCUUCCAUUUCAGUGUUCCAGUUUACAGCUUGGAAUACUACUCAUUGGGCUUAACGGGUAGCUUGCUCUCCCUGUACUGUAGAUAAUGCAGGGAUAACAUUGACUAUUUUUUUUAACAUCAAAGUGCAUACCAGUGUUGUAACUUCUGAGUCGUAUCUUAAGGACCAUAUUAUGAAGGAAACUGCAUAGCAAUCUCAAUGCAGUGGAUAUUGUAUUCCAGUUUCUAACACCUUAUGGUUCUAACCAGGAUUUAUUCAGUUUCCCUCAUAGAUUUCAUACGCACUUUAGGUGAAGAGUCAAGGUGACUGUGCUCUUACGUGUGUAGACUUUGUACAGUGAAAGGUGCUAGGGAAGUAAUGUAGUUUUCUUAGAACUACAAUGUGUACAUACUGUUAGGAGAUGACAAAUCCGUCUUUCAAGUUACUGGUGAAUCUUUUAGUCAUAAGAGCCAAUCUUAAAAUUUGCAUUUCACAAUAAUUCUUAGAAUUGUAUAAAACUCACUUGCUUUUAUAAAAAAUGGAUGGCAUCGAGCAUUUAAACAGCAGAAGCUGAAAUUAACAUAUCUAUUUACAACAUACUUUCGUGCUCCAGCAGGGGGGUUGGACUAGAUGAUCUUUGGAGCUCCCUUCCAAUCCCUGACAUUCUGUACUUCUGUAAUAUACUUAGUGCUCUUCAAAACUUGCAAAUUAGUUUACAAAGUCCAUGACAGAUUAAAUUUUUAGUUGACCCCUUACUACAGCAUGUGUGCUUCGUGUUCAGUGGCUUAGAUGUAUGCUCUGUUUCCAGCUUACAGUCAUUAAUUGUAAAGCAUAUUAAUACUUUAUUUAUUUUUUUAAAAGUCAAUCUGAAACUACUUACAAAUCUACUGGUUCUAAGUUCCUGGUUAGAACUUGAGUUGUGUCUGCAUCCAUGACUAAAUAAAGACAAAUACAGGGAGAGAGUAGUAGUAAUAGUAGUAUUAGACUUUCUGUUAUCUUACUGUAAAUAAAUAUGAUCUGUGAAGAAUUUAAAUGCAUAUGACAAAUCUAGCUGUUGUGAAGAUUGUGAAACUUUUGUUCCUCAUACACUAAACCUGAAUUAUUAACAGUUAACAUGAAAUUGCACUUUUAUCAAUGAAGCAACCAGAAUGGCUCUCAAACCAUAUUUGCACAUUUGCUUUGCCAAUUUUCUGUGAUCUUCUUGAUUUUUGUCCUCUCUGCAGGACUACAGUGAGAAGUAUUUCUAAUACACACUUAGCAGAUAAAAAGUCUAUUUCUACAACAAUUAAAAGGAACAGCAUGAAUGUUGGAAAUGUUUCAAUGUAUUUGGAAAAUACCUUAGAAGAGCAGCAAAAUUUGGCAAAUCUUGUGCAUCUAAGGAAACUCUGCUUGCUUAUGGUUUCAAUUCUAACAGAAUUUCUGUAUGUGUGUGUGUAUGCAUACAUAUAUACACACACACUUUGCCUAUUCUAGGAGGGUGGAAGAGGGAGAAAAUUAACGAAUCAGUAUUUGGAAAGUUCCCUAAUGCCAACACUGACCCAAAGGUUACUGUGUUGGUAACAUUGAGUACUUAAUGCUUAAAAUCAAGUCAAGACUGUAGACUUGUACAGUCUAAAAUUAAAACUUACUUUUCUGUCACCCUGUUCCUAUAAACAGAAUGACUUAGACCCAAUCUGUUUGCAGGAUCAUCUUACAGAACCCAUACAUGAUACUUCACGUAUGCUGAAAACGUACUGCUUCAGAUGAAUUUAUUGAUACCUGAAAAAUUUCAAAGCUCUCCAAUUACCUUCAAGGUGUUUGCCCAAAGCCUCUUGCAGUGUUUUGUUGUUGUUGUUGUUGCUUUGUUUUGGUGGUAAUCCCUUGUUAUUACUUUGCAACUUCCUUUUUGCUGCAUGAAAUAAUAGCGUUAAUAGCAAAUACUGACUAUACAAGGAUACUGAUAAAACUGACAAAGCUACUGAGCAAAAAUCACCCACAUCUCUGUUGAUCUUACUGCUACUUUAUGCUAGGAAAAAUGAUAUAAUGACAGUAUUAAGUGCUGUUUAGAGGACUCAUCAGCAAGCACUGGUAUUGAAUACCAUUUAACUAUUAUCUUGUCACAGUUAACAUAAAUGAAAAGCACUCACCUUUAUUCUUUCUCCAGGCUCAGCUGUGUUUCAUAUACGUACAGAAAGGAAGAAAAAAUGAAAUGUUCAUACCCCAACUACUGUUUAUUUUCUAAGUAUGAAUUCUGAUCCUUAAAAGAUGAAAGUAAGUAGACGGAAUGAUCUAACAAUGAAAAGGCCAGAGCUAAUGUUAAUACUGAAGACCACUGCCUUUAAAAUAGCUUACUUAAACUUUUGAAAAUACAAAACAAUAUUACCUUUUGGAAUUCUUUGUUACAGUAGCAAUCUGUUAUCCUGUGGGAACUGAUCUCUACUCCAUUUUUGUUUCAGUGCUACUAAUGAAGAUUGAAAAAGUGUACAGACUGUAAACAUUUAUAUAAAGUGUAAGAAAUCAGUUUAAUAUUUAUAAUAGAAAAAAAAAUGUUAAAAUUGUACUUUGUCUCUGAGUUUGUAUCUAAAAGAAAGAAACCUUAACAACAUAUA